AUUUAGGCUCGUGUGUUUCCUCCCUUUGCAGGUGCUUGUGAGCCGACAGGACGCGGGGCUAAGUGUCAUCGGAUGUGUGUUUCCUGUGUGUUGUGUAGGCUUGAUUUGGGAUUAUUGUGAAGUUAUCCGGAGAUAUAUCUGAGGCCUUCAAAGAGGAAAAUAUAUAUAUGUUUUAAGGAAGCAAACUUGCCGAGAAUAUGAUAAUUGUGUUUUGGGGGAGAUUUUAUUUGCAUUGAAUGGGAGUAGUCUAUGAUUUCUUUCUGUCAGUGUUUUAAGACCCGAUAUCUGAAGUACAUGGUCGAAGUACCCCGGGAUGAACCCUGAUGAUGUAGAUUUCUGUUUACAAUGUUUGUUAGUGUUUGUGUACAGAGAGACUGUCACUUUUCAGUUUAGCUUGAGUUUUGUGCAAAGUGUAAAAUUGUUUUUCUGUUUGACGGAUUUAAUUAACUUGCGGACCAUGGAUGCUAUGCUGAAAUCUCUUUACUUUGAUCUCAAACAGAUGAUGGUGGACGUAUUACCAACAGAGGUUGCGGAUUUGAGUUCGCUGCGUUCAUACCCCGAAUCUGACAGCGAUGACAUCAUCAAUGACAUCUAUUUAUCCAGCAGUGAGGAUAUGGAUAUAUGCGGCAUGGACAAACUGGACGAAGGUCCCUCGGUGAUCGUGGAAGCUGAGCCAGGAAGCCAAUCAGACUUGAUCAGUGCGAGACUUCAUGCUCUAGCUGACGAUUAUAGCUGUGAUGAACCGCCAAUCCACCAAUGUGCCAAAUUCUACCAGGAAUGUCGGGAAGAUAUAGUCGCCAAUGUAUGCCUGUUCUCCGAUUCCUCUGAAAGUAUGGACACGGAUGAAGAAGAGUUCAUAAUUCCACGAAGGAAGCGAAAGAAGCAUGUCCGUUGGAAGUCAAAUAUUUCAGUGGACGCCUGUGAACAGCAGACCAAGAGCAAUGUCAGACAGGAAGCUGCCGAGGCAUUGCUGUGUAUGGAGUCCCCCACAUCAGAAAACAAAACAUUUCUCCAAGGAAUCUCCCAGCCUCAACAUGCAUCCCUACCCCCCAGCCCCGACAGUGGGUACUCAGAUGACUACUCAGAAGAAAAACUCAAGUUCAACACAUACAUGGGCAGUUCCUCACAACAGUCACCCCCCAUUGUGGCCCCACCCUCAGCAUUCAUACCCCCAUUCUGCCUACAGCCACCGCCAGCUCAUCAACCCCUCCCUGCUCAUUUCAACUCAGCUACUCACAUCGCCAUGAGACCAGAACACAACUUAUACCCAUCAUCCAGUCCUUUGUUAGCAUCUCCACGUAUCCCCUCGCACAGUGACCCAUGCCUCACCUCUACAACGAAUUCACCCCCCUCAUCGCCCAUCAGACAGAAGAGCAAGAAAGGAAGAAAACCCAAAAAUCCGUUGGAAUGCCCCAUCAAUCAGCCAAAAAGGAAGCGAGAAAGUUCCACGACCUACCUCUGGGAGUUCCUGCUGCAGCUCUUACAGAACAGGGAGACCUGCCCCAGGUACAUCAAAUGGACCAAUCGGGAGAAGGGAAUCUUCAAACUGGUUGAUUCCAAAGCCGUCUCCAAACUGUGGGGUCUACACAAAAAUAAGCCUGAUAUGAACUACGAAACAAUGGGGAGAGCUUUGAGGUACUAUUAUGCUCGAGGAAUCCUAAACAAAGUGGAUGGGCAGCGCUUGGUGUAUCAGUUUGCGGAGGUUCCGAAAUCGAUUCUGGAGAUUGACUGUUCGAAUGUGUGAGGGUGAAAAUAACCACCCACAAAAACAUUCCAUAAGGACUUCAUUUCUCCAAUGGGCUCCAAAAACUUGCUGGUUUUAGACUGAGUGAUAAUCUCCUUGGCUUUCUGGCUUCAGACAGUUUGGACCAUUGCAGGGCCAGAUGGCAGGUGUUGUUGUCCUUGUUGAAACUUGGAGCCAGGUUCUAUCUCAGGUCUUCAGUUAAAUGGGUUACUACUCCUCAUGAUGCUAGUCUGUCAAGCAGGAUUCAAGGCAACGAACAAUGCUGUCGGAAAAAAAAGUCACUUAAGCUGACACCUUCGCUGCGACCAAAUAUUGGCCGGACACGUCCGGUCUCGUGUGAAAUGGACACACAGAAACCUGUUAAAGACCUGUUCAGCUCUGGUAGAGCUGUUCUUAUUUUUUCCUUCUAACUGUGUGAUACUGUGAAUUCCAAGUGUGCAGACUGGUGUGCCAUACUCUCCCAACCUUGUGAUGUACACGAGGGACUGCAUGACUAUGUACUGAACUCGGACCAAAACUUUCCCUGUUGACUUCUGUGGUUUUAUUUUGCCUCUGCCCAGUGCACUGCAGCAUCUGGUCACAAAACUUAAUAAAAAAAUCAGCUUUAAUGACUCUUUGUACAUAUGCAUAGAUGUACCUGUUAUUUUGGCUCACGAAGUUUGAAUAGUUUUGUGUACAUAUUGAAUUGCCACUGGAUUUGACCAAAUUCUCCUUACAUUCCCAAAUCUGACCACUUUACCUUCCAGUUUUUUGUCUGUUAUAUCUUUUUGUUAUCUGUUAACUGAUUGGAUACUGACAAGAACAGGGCAUUUUGGGAUUUUAGCACACCUUUUACAAUGACGAUAGAUAUUAGAUAGUGUUAUUUUAUAAAUAAAGUGUAUUUUAAUGUACAAUUCUACAUCAGGCAUUAUUGAUGUACAGGCUUGUAAUGUAUGUGCCUCUAAAUUGAGAUUCUUAUUUUUAUACUGUUAAUGGAUGGUCUUUCUGGACCAUCUUUGUUUGUUACCUAUCAGGAGAUCUGUAUAUUUAUCAGCUAAAAUGUCUUUGUACCACAUUUCUUUGCUUAUUUUAAAACAGUUUUUAAAUGAGUGGCUGUGUAAUAUUGUCUGCAAACUUCAGCAAAGCUGUCAAAGAUUAAAUUGUCAAAAAAUUUUAAAGAUACCAUUAUUAAAGUGUGAUAUUGUUCUCUUCUGACGAGAUAUUUUUUAAAAUCUUGAUAAAAUUGUUACACCGUAGGUUGGAGAUUGCAAACUCUAAAGUGCAUUUUCCUGGGGGGAGGGAUAUUUUUGCUAUAUGUUGUCAGCCUAUGUAACAGUACCCUGCUAACAGAUUAUAACACAAGAUUGGAGUGUGGUACUCUGAAAUCCAUUUCCUUUCCUGACAUAUCUAGUUAUUUUUUCCAGUGCCUUACUAUUAACAAUCAAUAGUACUUGUCUACUGUUUUAUUCUACAGAGACCUCAAGCAAUCAAUAUCUCAUUAAAUUGAAAAAAAGCAUAUCUACAGUAGCCAGCUACAAUCUACAUCCAAUUUGUAAAAAACGCGUUAAAUGUCAAGAAAUUGGUUUUUAUGAGACGCUUCUCUCAUUUUAACUCAGAAGUUUGAAAAUGAAUGCAGAAGAUUACGAUGUAAUAUCCUAACCAAAGACUAAGCGCCAUAUUGGCAUAAGUAGGGUCGGCAGCCUCUCUCUGUUGCUCAAUAUUCAGACUUGUCGUCUGCUUUGAACAGUGACCACACGAGUCUGUUUUGUUGUAACCGUGUGAUCUGUUCCUAUGUCAGUUAUCUAUUAAAUAUUCCUGUUUUACCUGA
This is a messenger RNA of Magallana angulata, 3551 nucleotides long. Its product is annotated as ETS translocation variant 5-like. Gene Ontology annotation, molecular function: DNA-binding transcription factor activity, RNA polymerase II-specific; sequence-specific DNA binding. Bases 314 to 1744 code for a protein of 476 amino acids. The record is from RefSeq and is a predicted model, not a curated record. Gene Ontology annotation, cellular component: nucleus. The transcript has 10 exons. Gene Ontology annotation, biological process: cell differentiation; regulation of transcription by RNA polymerase II. Lineage: Eukaryota; Metazoa; Mollusca; Bivalvia; Ostreida; Ostreidae.